GAUCCUCGUCAGCUGCUAUCAUGAAACCCCACUGUGCCCAUGGCUUGGUGUGCAGUCCGGUACAGAACUCCACCGAAUAGUUUACGGCGGCGGCCAAGCGAUUUUGAAUGAGACGGCAGAGACCGUCUAAUUUAACUUUGAUUAGAAUUUCGAUGCGCGCUAUAAUUCGGUAAUUCCAAGGGGAAGAUCAGCUCUGCAUUCCGUGUCACAUUACGGCGACUGGGCUGUCUGUCGCCAUUAGGGUAGCCCUCCAAUGGUAGGCUACUCGAUUGACGGUUUUUAAUAAUAUUUUUAGGUAGAAGUGUAGUUUUAGUCUAAUGAUAUCUGCGGUUUACUGAUAGGCUUGGCUUCUGCGCUUUCAAGGAUACGACAACGACACGUCCGAGGAGCAAUUGACUCGUGCGAGUGUUUUUUCUCAUCUGUGUCCACGAGCUGAGGAGAAGAAGCCGCAAUCAUGUUCGAGGCGAGAGGGAUUCUUUUUAUUCUGCUUGACAUAGCCUGUUUAAUUAUCGCUGGACUCCCAUUCGCAAUACUCACACCGCUACACAAUCCCUUCAAACGUGGAUUUUUCUGUAACGAUGAUUCAAUCAAGUACCCUCUAAAAGAAGACACCAUAUCCUAUCAGUUGUUAGGUGGAGUUAUGAUACCCAUCACAGUACUCACUAUGGUCUUUGGAGAGUGCCUUUCAGUCUAUCUAAAGCGCAUCAAAUCAAAGUCCUCUUUCAGCAACAUGUAUGUGGCCAGUGUUUACAAAGCCAUCGGCACCUUCGUGUUCGGGGCUGCCAUGAGCCAAUCGCUCACUGACAUCGCCAAGUAUUCGAUUGGUCGGCUGCGACCUCACUUCCUGGACGUGUGCAAGCCCGACUGGAAGCUGAUCAACUGCACGGCGGGCGCCUACAUUGAGGAUUUCACCUGCACCGGGGAUACGCACAUGGUCAACGAGGCCAGGCUGUCCUUCUACUCCGGCCACUCCUCCUUCUCCAUGUACUGCAUGCUGUUCCUGGCACUAUACAUCCAGGCCAGACUGCAGGCAGAGUGGGCUAGACUCCUGAGACCAACACUCCAAUUCUUCCUGAUCGCUGCAUCCGUUUACACUGGCCUGUCCCGUGUGUCCGACUACAAACACCACUGGAGCGACGUCCUGGCUGGCCUUAUUCAGGGAGCACUCGUGGCCAUACUAGUGGUAUUUUUAGUGUCAGACUUCUUCAAGAAGAGGGUGGAGCCCCAGGAGGAUGUGGAGAUUCCCCACACCAGCCUGCAAGAGACACCCACUAACGGAAACCAUUACGACAGCAGCCCCAACUAAGCUAUAGAGAAGAGGAACCGUUUACUGCAUGCACAUCAUACCCCAAUAAGGGUCGGACCACUGGGGUGGAAAGAAAUUAUGCGUCUCAAAUGGUACCCUACUCCCUACAUUGGGUCCUGGUCAAAACUAGUGCACUCUGGAGGGAAUAGGGUGCCAUCUGGGAAUGAACCAGACAUGUGAAUGUAACCCUGCUUUGUGCUUUCCUGACCUAUGACCUGGAGCCAAGCUGUCUGAGCUCCCUAUUGGACUCUUGAGUCCCACCCAUGUUGCCUUGGCUGGACUGCUACUAUUACAGCUUCCUGUGUAUUAUCCAGACCAAUAUAAUGUAUCUUCACCUGAAGCAACAAAAAAACAUUUUGUUUUAUCCAGCUGUAUGUUAGAAGAAAUCACUAUACAGACAUUUAUUAAAAUUGUUGAAGUAUGUACAAAUGUUGCACUUUUUGGAAGGAAAAUAAGCCAUUUUAUGCUUAUUAACACAUUAAAAAAUUGUCUGGAUGAUGUCAGACACUCAAACCAACAAA
This is a messenger RNA of Oncorhynchus nerka (sockeye salmon), 1827 nucleotides long. RefSeq names its product phospholipid phosphatase 1-like. Gene Ontology annotation, biological process: signal transduction; phospholipid metabolic process; phospholipid dephosphorylation. The transcript is spliced from 6 exons. Gene Ontology annotation, cellular component: plasma membrane. Lineage: Eukaryota; Metazoa; Chordata; Actinopteri; Salmoniformes; Salmonidae. The record is from RefSeq and is a predicted model, not a curated record. Gene Ontology annotation, molecular function: phosphatidate phosphatase activity. Bases 455 to 1306 code for a protein of 283 amino acids.